GCGGGAAUUUGGGGAGGAUCCCUGGCCGGGCCGGUGCGUGUGUGUAUGUGAGUGUGUGUGUGAGUGUGCCGGUGAGCGGCGCGGGGCGGCUCCGGCCGCCUGACGCCAGCCGGGCCACAUCCAUCCUGAUCCCGAUCCCGGCGCGGAGGAGCUGCUUGCUGGCCGCCCGUCACUGUCCGUCAGCCGGUUGUCAACCAGAAGGAUUUAGAAUAAUGAGGAGGUUGUGACCAUCAAGGGGGGAUGUCAGCACUGCCUUCCUGGGAUUGGAGGAUUGAAAAGGAGAAAGGACCAGAACUAUUUGAUCCAGGCUGCUUUUGACUUCUGACUCAAUCUGCUGUACCCUGGUGGUGGUGGAAGAACAGGGCAGUCGUUCCUGCUUGGUUCUGUGGUAUCACCACAGCGAGGUCACCAUGAAUGUAACAAGUUUAUUCUCCUUCACCAGCCCAGCAGUGAAGAGGCUGUUGGGGUGGAAGCAAGGGGAUGAAGAAGAGAAGUGGGCAGAGAAAGCUGUUGAUGCAUUAGUGAAAAAACUGAAGAAGAAGAAAGGUGCUAUGGAGGAGCUGGAGAAAGCACUAAGCUGUCCUGGCCAGCCCAGCAACUGUGUCACAAUUCCUCGUUCCCUGGACGGCCGGCUCCAGGUGUCGCACCGGAAGGGGCUCCCGCACGUCAUUUACUGCAGAGUGUGGCGCUGGCCCGACCUGCAGAGCCACCACGAACUGAAACCUCUGGAAUGCUGCGAGUUCCCCUUUGGGUCAAAACAGAAGGAGGUUUGCAUCAAUCCCUACCACUACAAGCGGGUGGAAAGUCCUGUUCUUCCUCCGGUGCUGGUGCCGAGGCACAGCGAGUACAACCCCCAGCACAGCCUCCUGGCUCAGUUCCGCAACCUGGGGCAGAACGAGCCCCACAUGCCGCACAACGCCACCUUCCCGGACUCCUUCCAGCAGCCCAGCAGUCACCCCUUCCCACACUCGCCCAGCAGCAGCUACCCCAACUCGCCUGGGAGCAGCAGCAGCACCUACCCACAUUCUCCAGCCAGCUCAGACCCGGGAAGUCCUUUCCAGAUGCCAGCUGAUACUCCCCCGCCCACUUACCUGCCUCCGGAAGAUCCGAUGACACACGAUACCUCGCAGCCCAUGGAUACCAACAUGAUGGCACCUGCAAUUCCCCCUGACGUGCACAGAGGAGAUGUCCAGGCCGUUGCUUACGAAGAGCCGAAGCACUGGUGCUCCAUCGUCUACUACGAGCUGAACAACCGCGUCGGGGAGGCGUUCCACGCGUCCUCCACCAGCAUCCUGGUGGAUGGCUUCACUGACCCCUCCAACAACAAGAACAGGUUCUGCCUGGGGCUGCUCUCCAACGUCAACCGCAACUCCACCAUUGAGAACACGAGGAGGCACAUUGGCAAAGGUGUCCAUCUCUACUACGUUGGAGGGGAGGUGUACGCUGAAUGUUUGAGCGACAGCAGCAUCUUUGUGCAAAGUCGGAACUGCAACUACCACCACGGGUUCCAUCCCACCACGGUCUGCAAAAUCCCCAGUGGCUGCAGUCUGAAGAUUUUCAAUAAUCAAGAGUUUGCUCAACUCCUGGCUCAGUCUGUGAACCAUGGCUUUGAGACAGUGUAUGAGCUUACUAAGAUGUGCACUCUCCGGAUGAGUUUUGUAAAGGGUUGGGGAGCUGAAUAUCAUCGCCAGGAUGUAACGAGCACUCCAUGCUGGAUAGAGAUACAUCUCCAUGGUCCCCUUCAGUGGCUGGAUAAAGUACUUACUCAGAUGGGCUCUCCUCAUAAUCCUAUUUCUUCAGUGUCUUAAAAGGUCCCAAGCUCCUGCAUUUUGGAAACAGUUGAGCCUUGCAUGUACUUGAAAGAUGUAUGAGUCAGACACACGUUUUUAUUUUUUUUCCCCCUCCUCAGCUGGCAACAGCUGAAAAAGAGCCAUGAAAACACUUGACUUCUGUGACCAACUGCUGGGUUCAGAAAACAAAGAUAAAUAAACCCCUUUGACAUACUGUUGGUAUAAAGAAUUUUAGUUUACAUUGUAAUGUACUGUUGUGGAGUUGAUUUACAGGGCUUAGUACAAGAGGGGCAACAGAGCCAAAGCCAAACUCAGUGUGCUGGACAGAGUUCCCAAAGGAUUUUCCUGCAGCCGUCACUCUUAAGGUUCUCCUUCCUUACAUUCAGCACUCACUUGUUUCCCCCAUGUCCUCUGGAGCUGAGAGUGGAUGUUGGCCAAGUCUACUUUCUGCAGCCCCUCUUCAGUACUUCUUGGAAACAUUACACUGUUCUCUUUAAAAGUAAAAGAAAGCAUAAGGUUUAAUCUCAGUAACUGUGUGCUAUCUCUGAAAUUGUGUCCUGACCAUACUGCUGUAAGAAUGUUAGGUAUGUUCUUUUGCUAAAUGUAUGUAUGGUGUAUUUGAAAGUUUAGAAAUUAAUUAGAUUUAGACCAUAAAAGAAUUAGGAAUAUUUGAAUGGGGGGAGGUGGGAGUGGGAGGGGAAAAUGACAGCUGAAAUGUAGAAUAUAUUGUAAACAUAGCGUGUUAGUUUAAACUGAGGUCUGAAAUUUGUUGUGCAUUUUGUUUUCAUAGUGGCUUCAUCUUGUUAGUUCUGACUAUUUUUUGCCUCUUCCUUUUCCCCCAAAGCAAUUGUGCAGCUUCUUUUACCCAUGAAGAGGACAAAAUUAUUAAUUACUGCAGUUUGAAGGCUGUAGCUAUAUGUAUUUCAAGACAAAUUUGUACAGAGUGCUCUCUAACUAUUGAGCAGUUUUAUACAGUUUAUGUAACAAAAGUAGGCUUUUAAUUUUGUGAGAGAAUCUUGUUUUGCCAAACCUAUUAACUGUUAAUUGUCUGGAGGACUUCAGUAUCCCUUUGGGGGGUCUAUUUCAAACUUAAAAAAUAUAUAUAUAUUUUUAAUUUUUUUUGCUUAGUUUAUUUUCUUCUCUUUGCUGUUUUAUAUUCAUGUAAGCUGUAGUACUUUCAAGUACUUUUAUUCCAAAACUAGUGGGUCCUCUUUACUGGAAAUUUUGAAUAAAACCUGUUGUUACUGCU
Serinus canaria (Common canary) is the source of this 3039-nucleotide messenger RNA. RefSeq names its product SMAD family member 1 (gene SMAD1). The coding region runs from base 411 to 1808 and encodes 465 amino acids. Gene Ontology annotation, biological process: SMAD protein signal transduction; cell differentiation; anatomical structure morphogenesis. The record is from RefSeq and is a predicted model, not a curated record. Gene Ontology annotation, cellular component: heteromeric SMAD protein complex. Gene Ontology annotation, molecular function: I-SMAD binding; DNA-binding transcription factor activity, RNA polymerase II-specific; RNA polymerase II cis-regulatory region sequence-specific DNA binding. The transcript has 7 exons. NCBI's taxonomy places the organism in Eukaryota, Metazoa, Chordata, Aves, Passeriformes, Fringillidae.